CUGACCGAGAUUGAGUUGAAAUCAUGUGGCACUCUUGUCUUGUCGAACGGAAGUUGGAUCCAAUCGAGCAAACAGCAUGUGUACAGACGCUGGAGUCGGUCAAUAGUGGAGCACGCGGCAUAAUUUAUUCCUGAUUGUCCCUGUAACGGAGGCAGGCCCACGCUCUAUGGCUCGCUGCAUGACAAACGCCACUGACAGUCAAUUUUAGGGAUUUAGCAGGUCUCCAAAUUUCUCUGGAAUGGCGGACGGCACAAUGCGUGAACGAAUGCGAGAGGGCAUGACCUCGCUAUGGCUGGCCAUCAACCGGAAGAAGACGGUUACUGACGACUUUCAUGACACGCCCCUCAAACGAUGCCUCAACACCUUCGAUAUUACCCUUCUAGGGAUUGGUCACAUGAUCGGGGCUGGUAUCUAUGUUCUCUCCGGCACCGUCGUCAAGGAUCUCGCUGGACCUUCCGCGGUCCUGUCCUUUCUUUUUGCUGGAUUUGCAGCCAUUUUGUCGGCGCUUUGUUACGCCGAGUUUGGCGCCAGAGUGCCCAAGGCAGGUUCCGCCUACUCUUACACCUAUGUCACUCUUGGCGAGUUAUGGGGCUUCAUUAUAGGAUGGAACAUCGUCCUGGAACAUCUCCUCGGCGCGUCGGCCGUCGCGCGAGCCUUCAGUGGCAGUCUCGACUCUAUUUUCAACGGUGCCAUUCGGAACAGUACUAUUACAAACAUUGGUUACCUGAGUAAGGAAAGCGAAUGGCUUUCGGAUUACCCAGACUUUAUAGCGUUUUCUGUUACUAUUAUAGUCUUCAUAGUUGUUGGAACUGGAGCGAAAUUUACGAUGAACUUCAAUAACGUUUUUACCGUGCUGAACAUGAUUGUCAUAGUAUUUCUGAUCUGCGUUGGAUUUUAUUUUGCCGACAUUCAUAAUUGGGAAAAUACAAAAAAUGGUGGAUUUUUCCCAAAUGGAUUUGGUGGAUGUCUUUCUGGCGCGGCCACCUGCUUUUUCGCAUAUAUAGGGUUCGAAGGAAUAGCCACGGCAGGGGAAGAGGCAAAGAACCCCGAACGCUCCAUUCCCAUCUCAACAGUGACGUCAUUAGGGAUUGUCACGUUUCUUUACAUCAUGGUUACGGCGGCAUUAACCCUUAUGAUUCCUUACAAUGAUGUCGAUCCGAAUGCUGCGUAUCCGAUGGCGUUUGCUAUGAGAAGUGCGGAAUGGGCAAAAUAUAUCGUUGCUAUAGGAACUUUAUUUGGAAUCACUACGUCUCUGCUUGGGUCAGCGUUCUCUUUACCUCGUACAAUUUACGCAAUGUCUUCUGAUGGUCUUCUUUUUAGUAUAUUUGCCUACAUUUAUCCUAGAACACAGACCCCCGUCUGGGGAAUAUUUACCUUCGGAAUGGUGUCCGCAGUAAUGGCGCUAUUGUUUGAGAUUGAAACUCUCGUCGAGUUUAUGUCGAUUGGUACUCUUAUGGCUUACACCAUUGUUGGGGCUUCUGUAAUUAUUUUAAGAUAUCUUCCGGUUUACAAAUGUCAAUUCAAACUAAAACCGGAAGUGGAGGCCGAAGAUGUGAGACCUGGACCGAUUAUGGAAAAUGAAGAAAGUUCUAUACUUAAGAAAUCAAAGAGCCAUGACGACUUUGGACGCCUGAAAGAAAAAUUAAAAGCAAUACCUUUGUUGCGGUCAUUCCAGCCCGGAAACGCUUCCCUGCUGGCCACUUUCCUUAUCCUGGUCUGCAUUGUCUGUUUCUGUGCAACCCUGAUUUUUGGCUUCAGUUAUAUAGAAGCGGGCGCAUGGUGGGCCAUCCUCCUCGUGAUCCUGUUCGGUAUCGCCAUCAUUGGCUGCUUCCUCGUCAUGGUCGCUCACGAGAAGAAUGACGCCUUCACCACAUUUUCGAUCCCCUUCGUGCCCCUGAUACCGAUCCUGAGUAUGUUCUGUAACAUUGCCCUAAUGCUGAACCUGAACUACCUGACCUGGAUUCGACUCGGCAUCUGGAUGGUCGUCGGAUUAACGAUCUACUUUUCGUACGGAUUGUGGCACAGUCACGAGGCCCGCUCCACCAACGGUUACGGCGAGAUUGUCCAUUACACAGGGGAGGCCAACAUCUCAUGUAGCACCAUCAGUAACAUGAACGAGGAAGUGUUGGAGCAACAGCCGCCCCGCAACCCCCACGAGGACUUCCAGGGUGCCAUGUAGUUAGGUGAUCGGGAUCCUUUAGAGGUCCAGCAGACCUUUAUGACUGUAGAAGAGGAGGAACAAAUAAAGAGGAGAAAAACAAGUGCUUAAACUGUUAUACAGAAAACAAGAUAUUAUUUAAGAUUUGUAUUGGGGAUGAAUAAUCACGGAUAAUUUCUGAAACUUCUUGCGCCUUCAAAGGAAUAAUUAUUUACUGAAAAUAUUUGAUGAUUUAGUAGUGAUUUGGAGUAGGUUGACAAACCCAAGAAUGUUUGACAUUUAAGUAUGGAGGAUUGACGUACCUUGGACAAAUGAAGAGUUAUGUCCCUUCGACUAGUGUAAUGUUGGAAAGCAUUGUCAUCGGCUGGCCUCAUCUAAUAACAAAGCAGCAAUCUGAGUAAGAAGAAGUUGUCACUAGUAAUUCAUCACCAACGGCUUUUACUGUAUUUUCAUCAAAUGGAUGAAGUCAAAGAUAAUUUCACUAGGCGGCCAUGACUGUGUUUGUAACUUGUUAAAUUUUUGUAACUAUGAACGACUUUAGAGUAAGUAUAAAAGAAAAUGGGGGGAAAUCUAUAGAUGAGGACAAGAAAGAAACUGUAGACUACGUGAGGAAUAAACAGCAUGUUGUAUGACACUUAAAGGAAACACUCCAUCAAAGGCCUGAGUUACUUGUUCAAUGUCGAUAAUAGCUAGAUAAGCACACUUCAUUUUCUUAGCCAUAAGCACUGACCGCAGAACUGUGAUUUUACACUCAAGUAAGUACAUGAGUCUUCUGAAACUGUUUCUAGCGUUUGAUGUCUUUGACUUUUCGAUGAGCCUUUCUAAUCGAAGAAUGUCUGCUGAACAAGGAAAAAGGUCACGAUUGAGGUGUUAGAUUCGGUGUAAGGGGGAGCUAACUCUUCGGAGAGUGGUCUCCCUUGCUAGUGAUUUAACCCCAGUCAUGUUCAUGUUGGAAUUCCAAGGUGCAUUACCAUCGCUGUUGCCAAAAUGAAUUAUUUUCCAAUAUAAUCUAUAUAUAUAUGUAUAUAUAACAUAAAUUAUUUUUGUGUAAUAUUUGAAACUGGCUGUGUAUGUUGUUGCUGUUGAAUGUUAAUGCUGUUGUGUAGUGCAGGUUGAUAUACAUGGUAAUGAUACUGUUUAAUACAUUACUAUAUAUAAAAUGUAUAGUUUAAAGCUACGCACGUCCCAAUUGGAUUCUUCCUAACGUUUUUGUUCGAAACGAUAUUUUUCUAAAUCUUCUCUACAGGUUUUAUAUAAAUCCACAUUUCCUAUUUUUGUUUAUUGAAAACUGAAAAAACAGUAAACACUUACGCCUUUGUCAUUUGGGUUACGCUAUACUGAAACAACCGGUAACUAAUUACUAAUAGUAGCUCCAACUUUAUAAACGAAUUAUAUGUAGGUUCAAUAAUAUGUCUUUAAAUUUGAAGAACAAAGUACUUAUUUCAGAAUCAUCGAUCCAUUUCAAUAAGUGUGUACUUUAAAUUUCAAUUUGGACAAAAGUUGCAUUAACGAAGCGUUAUGGUUACAAUAAAAUAGUACUGACACUAGGAAAUGUAACCGGCCUAGCUUUGGUAUCUUAACGAUCUCAAAAGCCAAACACAAAUCUAAGCUAUCUCUUCAGCUUAUAUAUACUUAUCACACGUAUUGUGUAGAAUGCUUUGCCUUGUCAUGAAUCCUUCGUUGUUUCCAUAGUUACUUAUGACGUAAUUGUCAAGGCCAUUGUUAGGUAGUGGUAGUGGACUGUCCACGUUAUUGCUUUAUGAGAUUCGCAUUAUCAUAUUGUACCUAUUGUUAUUGUCCUAGUCAUCAUCAAACCCGACGGCGUUAUAUAGACAACUCAUAGAAACGUAUCUAUGUUUGUGCAGUGAGUAAUACUAUUGAUGUAUGUUGAUAUACAAAAGUGUUAUUGGCAAUAGUCACUACAGUAUACAGUGAAGGUGAUCUGGUGUAUAUUCUAAGCCAUGUCUGAAAUACAAACAGUAGUCGGUAUUGUCGCCUAUAAAACCCUAUAGCAACACCGUUAACUAAACUUCUCUUCCUCGUUAAUUUCAUAUUUGUAACUUAAUGACACAUCCGCACACAACCAAUUGACACUCUUCAAAUGUAUAAAAAGAUAAAAAUACAUUUUACAAUUUAGAAUUAUUACCAUUUAGGAUAAACAUUUUAAAAUUAAUUAUCUUACUUUACGGUUUGCAAUUUGGAAGAAGUUGAAUUACUACCUGGGUUUUAAAUGUUUCAUUUACGAUUGUAAUGAACUUUUCACAGGUUUCACAGGUUUCCCCCAGAAUGAUAAUGUCAUGUCUAUUUCACAACACAAUAUUUUAAUGAAUGUUCCACGUGAUCUGUUUGAACACAUUCAUUAAGUAUAUUCAACUUUUGUCGGAAGUUCUAUUGACGAAAAUUGCAAUGCGCAUGCCUUUUACAUCUCUAAUUCAUGUACCUCACUAAACGGGAAAUACUGUUUUUAUUUAAGCCGAUUACUGUGUUUGUCUUUCAUCCCUGGUAAAUAAUAAUGUACCAUGUUAUGGAAAUAACUGUCAUUUCAGAAUACUUUUACAAAAAAGAAGAGCGAAACAUACGUCAAUAGUCGCUGUAAUGUAUGUUAUGUUCCAUUUAAAUACGGUUAUUUGGUUCCUGAUCGCCUGGAUAACUGGAUAAUGAAUUUUAUAAGCAUUGAUAUUCUCUCUUGAUAUUAUUAUAGAAAGGUUUAAAGAUGAAGAGACUUAUUUUUUUAAUUUUAUUUUUCUAUAUCCUAAG
This is a messenger RNA of Mizuhopecten yessoensis (Yesso scallop), 4915 nucleotides long. RefSeq names its product cationic amino acid transporter 4-like. Gene Ontology annotation, molecular function: amino acid transmembrane transporter activity. The transcript has 5 exons. The coding region runs from base 239 to 2179 and encodes 646 amino acids. The record is from RefSeq and is a predicted model, not a curated record. Gene Ontology annotation, cellular component: plasma membrane. Gene Ontology annotation, biological process: transmembrane transport; amino acid transport. NCBI's taxonomy places the organism in Eukaryota, Metazoa, Mollusca, Bivalvia, Pectinida, Pectinidae.